CUGCAUCCCAGAACCUCCCUGGGGUCUCCCUGCCCGCUGGCCACCAGCGUGAAGUCAGAACCGCCAGAGGAAACCCUGCCGGCCUUCCCUGGAGCUGCUCUGCAGGCCCCUCCGAGGGAUCCUGUCCUCCAGGAGUGUCCCUCCUGCAUACAGGGCAAUCAGGACGCCACGGCUCCGCCUGAGGCCAUGGCCCAGCCCUACCCCCCUGCCCAGUACCCGCCUCCGCCCCAGAACGGCAUCCCCACCGAGUACGUCCCGCCCCCACCGCACCCCACGCAGGACUACUCGGGCCAGACCCCCGUCCCUCCAGAGCACGGCAUGACCCUAUACACACCAGCACAGACCCAUCCGGAGCAGCCGGGCGCCGAGGCCAGCACGCAACCCAUCGCCGGGACCCAGACAGUGCCGCAGACAGAUGAGGCGGCACAGACGGACAGCCAGCCACUCCACCCCUCCGACCCCACGGAGAAGCAGCAGCCCAAGCGGCUACACGUCUCCAACAUCCCCUUCCGGUUCAGGGACCCCGACCUACGGCAAAUGUUCGGGCAAUUUGGAAAGAUUUUAGACGUGGAGAUCAUUUUUAACGAGCGGGGCUCCAAGGGUUUUGGGUUUGUAACUUUUGAAACUAGCUCAGAUGCUGACCGAGCCCGGGAGAAGCUGAAUGGGACGAUCGUAGAGGGACGGAAAAUUGAGGUCAACAAUGCUACGGCCCGAGUCAUGACCAACAAGAAGACCGGAAACCCCUACACCAAUGGUAAGAGGCCCAGAACACCCAGAGCCCCAGGGCCAGCCUUUUACAUGGUGACCGGCUUCCCCUAUCCCACCACCGGCACCGCUGUUGCCUACCGGGGCGCGCACCUCCGGGGCCGGGGCCGGGCCGUGUAUAACACGUUUCGGGCUGCGCCGCCUCCGCCCCCCAUCCCGACUUAUGGAGCGGUCGUGUAUCAGGAUGGAUUUUAUGGUGCUGAGAUUUAUGGAGGCUAUGCAGCCUACAGAUAUACUCAGCCAGCAGCAGCGGCAGCAGCAGCGGCAGCCUACAGUGACAGUUAUGGCAGAGUCUACGCAGCUGCUGACCCCUACCAUCACACCAUUGGCCCUGCAGCGACCUAUAGCAUUGGAACCAUGGCUAGCCUCUGCCGAGGAGGGUACAGCCGCUUCACCCCCUACUAGCAAGAGACCCGCCCCUAACAGCAUUCACACCACUGCCUAUUCCAAACCAAACCCUACAGCCCCAACACCAGGCACAGCCACCAGGAGGACAGUGCACCCCUCCCGGUCAACAACAUGCACCGCUGACCCUCUGCAACUCUAAAAUCCAUAGAUUUUUACUUCCAGCCAGCUGCUCUCCCCACCCCGCCCAUGACGG
Molecule: messenger RNA, 1366 nt
Organism: Fukomys damarensis (Damara mole-rat)
Lineage: Eukaryota; Metazoa; Chordata; Mammalia; Rodentia; Bathyergidae
Gene: Rbfox3
Product: RNA binding fox-1 homolog 3
Exons: 13
Coding region: 187-1170 (327 amino acids)
Biological process (GO): nervous system development; regulation of alternative mRNA splicing, via spliceosome
Cellular component (GO): cytoplasm; nucleus
Molecular function (GO): mRNA binding
Source: RefSeq, a predicted model, not a curated record